Molecule: messenger RNA, 261 nt
Organism: Monoraphidium neglectum
Lineage: Eukaryota; Viridiplantae; Chlorophyta; Chlorophyceae; Sphaeropleales; Selenastraceae
Source: the annotation of a RefSeq genome assembly
AUGGCGAGCCGUAUGAAUCGAAAGAUUCAAUCUGGGAGUUCGACUUUGGGCAAACAUGCUUGCAGGUCAUCAACUAAUUCAUCUAGUAACUGCUUUGGCGUUAGUCCCUGCCCUUUGUGUCAACAUCCUUGUUGGAGCACCUGUGACUGCACUCGCAGCUGGCUUGUUAAUGGCACUAUCUGGGUUAGAAGCGAUUGUUUGCGUGCUGCAAAGCGGAGUGUUUUGUUUGCUCGCCAGUUUCUACCUUCACGAAGUCCUUAG